CUCAGUCAUACAUUUCACCAUCAUGACAAAACAGCCAUCUCUAGAAUUGUCCUUUUGCCCCUCAUUCGCAAUUUCUUCUUCCUUCCAUUUAGUUCUUUCAUAAACCUACGGCUUCUUCAGUUUAGCCAUUAGGGUUCGAAUAUAUUUGCUUUAUGCUUCGACGAGCCAUCCCCAGACUGAAACCAUCACAACUCAAGAUUCAGCAACCAAAUUCCUCACUGCGCCUUUCGCAGACCAUGGCGCAUCUCAACGGCAACGUAGACGGCAAGAGAGCCUCCCACACUCUAUCGUCGCUCCCGAAAUCCAAUGUCUUCACAUCGAGUCUCCCCACCGACGCCGCAUUCCCUACCCCCGCAGAUUCGCACUCCGCCCCGCGGGAGACCCUAGGCCCACGCAUGAUUAAAGAAGCACUCUUCACCUACGUCCGACCUGAAAUCACACACUCGCCAGAGCUCCUCGCAGUAAGCGAUCGCGCCGUACAAGACCUCGGCCUGGACCCAAAAGAGACGGAAACAGAAGAAUUCAACCAAGUAUUCGCAGGCAACAAACUCCUCACCUGGGACGAGGAGACGAAAGAAGGGAUAUACCCCUGGGCGCAAUGCUACGGCGGCUACCAAUUCGGACAAUGGGCAGGCCAACUCGGUGACGGACGCGCGAUAUCCCUCUUCGAGACCACGAAUCCAGAAGGCGUACGUUACGAAAUCCAACUCAAAGGCGCAGGCCGGACCCCAUACUCUCGAUUCGCAGACGGGAAGGCCGUCCUUCGCAGCAGCAUCCGCGAGUUCGUCGUCAGCGAAUACCUCAACGCCAUCGGGAUCCCGACUACACGCGCGCUCGCCCUAACCCUCGCCCGCAAAUCCAGAGUGAUGCGCGAGCGGAUGGAGCCCGGCGCCAUCGUCACCCGCUUCGCACAAUCCUGGGUCCGCCUGGGUACCUUCGACCUCCCCCGCAUGCGCGGCGACCGCGCCACCCUCCGCAAACUCGCAGACUACACCGCCGAAUCCAUCUACGGCGGCUGGGACAAGCUGCCCUCGGCCCUCACUGCAGGCCAGGACCCUAGCACCACCCUCCCGACCUCGAUCCCAAAACUCGACGUCCAAGGCCCCGCCGGCUCAGAAGAAAACCGCUACGUGCGCCUAUACCGGGCGAUCGUGCGCGCCAACGCCCGCACCGUCGCCGCCUGGCAAGCCUACGGCUUCAUGAACGGCGUGCUGAACACGGACAACACGUCCAUCCUCGGGCUCUCCAUGGACUACGGGCCCUUCGCCUUCCUCGACACCUUCGACCCGACAUACACGCCCAACCACGACGACCACAUGCUGCGGUACUCCUACCGUAACCAGCCCACCAUCAUAUGGUGGAACCUCGUGCGUCUCGGCGAAGCCCUCGGCGAACUCAUGGGCGCCGCCGACUUCGUCGACGACGCGGUCUUCGUGGCCAGCGGCGUCACGGAGGCGCAGGCAGACGGCCUCGUCAAGCGUGCGGAGGGCAUCAUCGACCGCGCGGGCGACGAGUACAAGGCUGUCUUCAUGGCGCACUACAAGUCUCUCAUGACGGCGCGGUUGGGACUCAAGCAGUGCAAGGACGGCGACUUCGAGGAGUUGUACUCCGAGCUCCUUGACUUCCUCGAGGCGCACGAAUUGGACUUCCACCAUGCGUUCCGACGGCUCGGGUAUGUGAGGUUGGAGGAGCUGGAGACGGAGCAGGCAAGGAGGGAUGUCGCGGGAAGGUUCUUCCGGAGUGGUGAGGCGCCGAGGCAGGAGGAUGCGUCGAGGGAGAGGAUCGCAAAGUGGCUUGAUAAAUGGGCUGCUCGUGUGCGGGAGGACUGGGGUAGCGCUGGUGAGGAGGAGAGGAUGGCUGCGAUGGCGAAGACGAAUCCGAAGUUCGUGCCGAGGUCGUGGGUGCUCGACGAGCUUAUCGAUCGUGUUGAGAAGAAGAACGAGCGUGAUGUACUGAAGGACAUCAUGAAGAUGAACCUGAGUCCCUUUGAGGAGAAGUGGGGUGGGAAUGAGGGUGAAGAGGAGAGGUUCUGCGGCGAUGUGCCGAAGUAUAAGGGUAUGAUGCAGUGUAGUUGUAGCUCUUGAGGGGUGCUUUACGAUACACUGGGAGGAAAUGAUAACGACAUUAAAAGGAAGAUAGUAGAAGUAUUUGGCCACAGAGCAGGAUAUACAUACAUACAUAGGGCGAACAUUUAUAUAUAUAGCAUAUUUGAAAUGAUAUAUC
Molecule: messenger RNA, 2223 nt
Organism: Aaosphaeria arxii CBS 175.79
Lineage: Eukaryota; Fungi; Ascomycota; Dothideomycetes; Pleosporales
Product: UPF0061-domain-containing protein
Exons: 1
Coding region: 153-2084 (643 amino acids)
Source: RefSeq, a predicted model, not a curated record